AUGAACGUGUCCAACAACUGCAGUGUCGCAAAUCUAGAACUGUACCAUCCUGUUCGUCUUAUUGAAUUUGCUCUGUAUAACCUCAUUUUCUUUUUUGGAGUACUAUUUAAUAGCCUUGCCCUCUGGGUGUUCUUCUGCAAGAUGAAGAAGUGGACAGAAACCAGGGUGUAUGUAAUCAAUUUAGUCUUUGCAGACUGCUUCGUCAUCUGCAUCUUGCCUGCCAUGGCUUAUUUGCUCUGGAACAAGUCAACCCGAGAUGAACUCUGCCAGUUUAUAGAGACAAUGUAUUUUAUCAACAUGGUAGCGAGCAUUUACAUAAUUUCAUUUAUCUCUAUCAAUCGAUACAUUGCCAUAAAGCACCCCUUGAGAGCCAGGACUUUCAGGUCUCCACCAAAAGCUGCUCUUCUCUGUGGGCUUCUGUGGGUCUCCGUGAUAAUCGGUGCCACCUCACAGCUUUGGCAGAGACAGGCUGCUCUCUGCUUUCAGAAGGAUACCACCACGCCCACUACACUGAGCCUGCUUUCCAUUUUCUUUGUUUUUACUCUUCCAUUAGCGACCUUGACAUUUUGCUCCACAGAAGUAAUCAGAAACCUUAAGGGACAUCUGAACACAAAUUCAUCAGAAGAGAAAUUAAUCCAGAAAGCUGUUCGCAUUAUUUAUGCAAAUCUGAUUGUAUUUCUAAUAUGUUUUCUGCCAGCCUACCUUGGGAUACUUGCCAGCUUCAUAAUGGAGAGAGCUGGAGCUACCUGUUUCUUGAUCCAGGUUAUGAAGAACUUCUCCUCUGUGACAAGGUGUAUUGCCACAUCCAACUGCUGCCUGGAUAGCGUCUGCUACUACUUUGUGACUGAGGAGUUCAAAGCAGCCUUUUUGCUGCCCAAACCCAGCACUGAAGAAACAGAUCACCACUUGCUAAAUGGGGAGGGGGCAGGGGGAACAAAAUCCACCAAAUCAAAAACCCUCACAACAACUCUGUAA
Messenger RNA from Apaloderma vittatum (bar-tailed trogon), 975 nucleotides. Its product is annotated as G-protein coupled receptor 35-like. Gene Ontology annotation, molecular function: G protein-coupled receptor activity. The transcript has a single exon. The record is from RefSeq and is a predicted model, not a curated record. Gene Ontology annotation, cellular component: membrane. Bases 1 to 975 code for a protein of 324 amino acids. NCBI's taxonomy places the organism in Eukaryota, Metazoa, Chordata, Aves, Trogoniformes, Trogonidae. Gene Ontology annotation, biological process: positive regulation of Rho protein signal transduction; phospholipase C-activating G protein-coupled receptor signaling pathway.